Messenger RNA from Encephalitozoon romaleae SJ-2008, 534 nucleotides. RefSeq names its product MED6 RNA polymerase II transcriptional regulation mediator. Gene Ontology annotation, biological process: regulation of transcription by RNA polymerase II. Gene Ontology annotation, cellular component: core mediator complex; mediator complex. The transcript has a single exon. The coding region runs from base 1 to 534 and encodes 177 amino acids. NCBI's taxonomy places the organism in Eukaryota, Fungi, Microsporidia, Unikaryonidae. The record is from RefSeq and is a predicted model, not a curated record. Gene Ontology annotation, molecular function: transcription coactivator activity.
AUGGAGGAGAAAGAAGAAAGCAUCAGCUUUUUUGACCAGAGGUUCCUCAGCUCAAAGUCUCUUGACACCACAAACAUCCUGGAGUACUUUUCUGGGUCUCCUUUCUACGACAAGUCCUGUAACAAUGAAAUACUCAAGAUGCAGACCCAGUUCAGAGGACUUGACCAGAAGUCCAAACUGUCCUCCAUGAUAGGGAUAUUCUAUGAGGUGGAAAGUAGUAACAAUGAAAGAACACUGUUUGUGAUCAGGAAAGCAUAUAAUCAUGGAGACACCACAGAGACAUUAGGAAUGUACUAUGUAAUCCACGGACACGUCUAUGCAGCACCUACAAACUAUUCGAUUUAUAGGUGUAGAAUGGGAGACUCGAUGUGGCUUUUGAACUCAUUCAUUGAAAAGAUGAUGGAGAAGAGAAGAUUUAAUCCAUUCAACCUGUCUAAAAGAAAGCAUUUUAGAAAGGGUUUAGAGGACAACAAGGAUCUAAGCUUUAUGAUGGAGAUUUUCAACGAUUUUAAAAAGGAGCAGAUGGAACCAUAA